Messenger RNA from Talaromyces stipitatus ATCC 10500, 2085 nucleotides. RefSeq names its product WSC domain protein, putative. The coding region runs from base 724 to 1524 and encodes 266 amino acids. The record is from RefSeq and is a predicted model, not a curated record. The transcript has 3 exons. Lineage: Eukaryota; Fungi; Ascomycota; Eurotiomycetes; Eurotiales; Trichocomaceae.
CGGGCCGCUAGAGGGCGCCGGACUGCAGCCAUGUUUCUGAUGACCCAAACCAGUCUAGGUCAUGCCCAUUCCAGGAGGUCUCCCGUCUCUCCCUGUCUGCCCUGUGCCUUCCUUCUCCAGACAGACUCACACGAUCCUUAGUCUUGCCGUCGUUACCUUCGUUUCCCCAUUCUCUCGUUAAUUUUCCCUCACUAUACUAUUACCUACCAACUUUCAGAGCCUAGUCAACCUUUCAUUCAAUUCAGUCCUUCGCUGCCUGUCCUUUGUCUUCUCUAUCAAGGAAGGCUUUUCAUCACCUCAAACAAACCAAAACACGAACCGACGCCCGGCUGGCAAAUACCACACAAAGUCAGGGGCUCAUCUAUUGCACGGCGCCAGCGGGCGACCUGCUUCGACACUCACUUUCAACCAACGUCGGUUCCGGAGUCUCCGUCGUCUUGUCAAUCGUAACGACUUGUCUAUCUCCAGAACAUCCAUAAACCCCCUGAAUUAGUCCACAGACGAACAACAUACCGUCGACAACAGGAUUUGACCGAUUUUGUUGACAGGCUCGUGCCAGAAAGAGACGCACAGAACAAGAAGAAAAAUAACGAUAUCAAGAACCUUCGUGUCGGUGACCAAGGGCUACGCAGGUCGUCCCUUCAUCGCCAUACUACAGGUGUUCCGUGUCCUGAGGGUGUCGAAUCGUAUACGACAAAGAAGAUAAACAAACCAGAAAUCAACAUGGUUUUCACAGCGUCCAGCGUCGUUUUGGCGGCAUCCUCAUUGCUAUUGUGGGCUCCAUCUCCCGUGGCUGCCGACAUUGCUUACAACACAACAACAUAUGUCUCCUGUUACUCGUCAAUACCCAAUGACUUCAUAAACAACGGAUCAUGGAUAUAUCAAAGCAAAGGGUACUGCCAGCAUCAAUGUGUCCCCUUGGGAUAUCCUGUGAUGGCCAUGACGAAUGGAAAUGAGUGCUGGUGUGGUCAUGAAUUGCCUGCAAAUUCGACUCAAUCUCAAGGGUGUGAUAAGACUUGUGUCGGUUAUAGUGACGACGGCUGCGGCGGGAAGUCUGCAUUCGAUGUCUAUCUAACUGGUUUUCCCAUGGAUGACUCAUCUUCAGAUACCAGCAGCAGCACUACUAGUUCCGCCACUACCUCCACCACCGCUGGAGUCACCGUCGUUACACAAGCAGGACAAACCAUUUUUAUCACAGCAUCUAGCGAACCCUCCGCCUCGUCCAAGUCAAGCGGUACGAAUACCGCCGGUAUUGCUGCGGGUGUCGUCGUAGGUGUUGUUGUAUUGUCAGCAAUCAUUGGGGCUGCGGUAUUCUUCCUCCGACGUCGGCAGAAACAACGCGUUGAAGAGGAGUACAGACGGAACGCUGAAAUCAAUGCCUUUGCUCAAAAACCAUCAUCAAUGAGUUCAGAUGCUCGAUGGGAUAGCGAUUUUAUGGCUCAACGACGCCAAAGCAAUGGCAGCAUUGCCGAUUCCCAGGACUUUUCGCGACGCAUUCUCCAGGUCACCAACCCCGAUCGCUGAAUGCUAUCACAAAUAAGUGCGUCCUCUACUACGAUUUUAUAAUGUCUACACCAAAACAAUACUGGAUCAGUAAAUCGAUCGACCUGUCUCAGCUGUUUUGUUCUCGCCGUCAUUCAGAUGCUUUUUUUCUGACUUUCGGCUCUCGAAACCCACCCUCCUUUUUCGUGUCCAUACAUCGACAUAAGUUCCUUCCUUUGACCACGACAUAUCGCCCAACUCAUCCGAAUUACGAAUAUUGCUGUCUGCAGGUUCCUCACUUUGGCGUGCUUUUCUUUCCUUUUAUUAUUCCGAGUCUUUUCUGGGCGUGAUGGGUUGCGGGCAUGUAAAUAUAUUCAGUUUUUUCUUCCUUUAUUUGUUUGAAAUUGUGAGCUUUUCGAGAUCUUGGAAAACAUUACUGCAAUGACCUGGCUUGGGAGAUUUAUUGAGAUUUUGCUUUUUUAGGGAAAGGAGGAAUGGACACGCAAGUGAGGUCUUGGAUAGGGAAGCCAAGACAUUACUGUGAUUAAUUCAGAUGUGGAUUAAGAAUUAGCAACGAUGCUGCAAUGUAUUGAUUGUAUCUUG